This is a messenger RNA of Prorocentrum cordatum, 1113 nucleotides long. The record is from the annotation of a GenBank genome assembly. NCBI's taxonomy places the organism in Eukaryota, Dinophyceae, Prorocentrales, Prorocentraceae.
AUGGGCGUGAUGGCCCUCGCCACCAUCGACGCCAAGCAGCCAGAGGGCGUCCUGUGCACCGCCGGGUUCUCCUCGGUCACGCUCUGGCGCGAGCGGGACCGCUGGGCGCAGCCCGCCUCGACGAUCAGGCCCGCACGCGCCUGGGAGAUGCUGCUUCCGCUCGUCGCCAUACUGGUCACCUCCUGGCACAAGAUGGCGCUGGCCUUCGCGCCGGGGCUGCCGUGGGCGCGCCUGGCGGUGUGGCCGAUCUCCUCGCCGCUGCGGCUGACGCUUCUGGAGCUGGAGCUGUGGGGCGAGCCCGUGGUGCUGGCUUGGUACCGGUGGGCGCUCGCCGUCAUGUUCGGAGUCAUCUUCAUAGUCAUGGCAAUCGUGGGGCGUUGCCCUGGCUUCUACCUUAUCAUGACCGUCGGCUCGCAGUUCGUGGUCGUGCCCAUGGUGAAGAACCUGGCGGCGCAAUGGACGUGGGACUCCGAGAGGAUGGGCAUCGGCGACGACACGCAGCUCGUGCUGGCGGUGAUCUCCAUGAUCCUGCUGUUGCCCUACAUGCUGCUGUGCGUGCCGGGCGCCCUGCAGGUGCCAAGCCACUUCUGGCUGAACCCCUGGACCUGGCGCCAGGCGGCCGAAGACCGUCUGAGGGGCACGCACCUGGGCAGGGCGAGGCCGGGCGAGCAGAGCCUGCUGAAUUCGCUGUUUUCGCUGGCCGUGCUCAUCGCGCUGGCGCAGAUCUCCCUGCUCAACAAGAAGUUUCACGCACUCCAGGGAGGCCUCUCGCUCCUGCUGGUGGUCGCGCACCUCCUGGUCCACGGCGUGUCGCCCCCGUUCGAGGACCCCGCGCUCAACGCCUUCUCGGCCACGCUGCACGUCGCGACGAUGUGGAUCUUCUUCUGCGCCCUGGUAUCGUCCGGCACGCCCGGCUUCGGGGCCUUCCUGCUAUACGUAGGCCUGCUGUGCAUCACCGUGUGCGGCGUGCUCGUCGUCAGGGCGCGGUGGGCCAAAUUCCGGGAGCAGGUGCCCCGCUCCCCGGAGGCGGUGACGCCGCGGAAGCGGAAGCGGGGGGCGAGCAAGUCAGCCAUGGAGGCCGUCUCCGAGCACUCGGAGGCCUCGUCAUUCUGA